CUGGCAACCAGGCUGUCUAGUGUCUAGUCUACCCCGGCCAGUGAAUCUUCGCACACUCAAGUGAUAAGUGCCAUAGUCAGAUCCCGGAAGAUGGAUCUAAGCUCUUAGCCUUUACAACACUAUAAAUAUCCACCAUCUACAGUGAAUCAGAUUAGUGUCUACUUCAAAUUUAGCGUAUAAAGAUGGCGACGAACAAUGUUGGCCUUCGAGUAGACCAGCUAACAACUCCGGCGUUUUUGGUCGACUACGCUCAAGUUAAAAGCAAUUGCAAUAACAUGCUGGAGACUUGCAAUAAAAUGGGUGUGCGCUUGCGCGCUCAAACGAAGACACACAAGACCAUAGAGGGCGCGGAGCUUCAGACGGGAGGAACGAAGAAAUGCUUGGUGACAUCCACGUUGGACGAAUCCGAAUUCUACGCUGACCAUGGCUUCGACGACAUUCUCUACGGUUACCCGCUGAUUCCCUUCCAUAUGUCUAGAGUUACGGCUUUGACAAAGAGACUGGAAAAGUUCCACGUGAUGGUCGACUCGAGACUGGCAGUAGAGACAUUGUUGGAAUCCCCGCCGCCUUCACCGAAGACCUGGUCAGUCUUCUUAAAGGUCGACUGCGGCAACGGAAGAGCUGGCGUCUGGUGGGAAGACGAGGAGGGAAUAGAACUGGCCUUGAGUCUCAGCUCAGCUCCGUCAAGGAUCACCUUCUGUGGUGUUUACGUACACUGUGGUAACACCUACCAUGUGGAUGACCCCAAAGAUGUCGACACACUGAGGGAUGAGAAUAUCGAACGUCUGCUCAAAUUUGUGGAGAAGGCCAGGACACGAGGGGUCAUCUGCCCUACAGUUGGAAUUGGCUCAACGCCCUCCUGCAGAAGGCCAGCCGAUACCAUGAAGAAACUGACCGAGUUGCAUCCGGGGAACUACGCCUUUCUGGACGUCCAACAAUCAACUUUAGGCUCGUGCUCCCUCGAAGACAUUGCCUGCUGCGUCGCCACGAGAAUCAUAGGCCAUUACCCACACAGAAACCAAAUGUUGAUCGACUGCGGUUUCACUGGACUCACCAAACAAGGAGAAGGGAAGAUGCCUUCUGGAUACUGCGUCAUCAAGGAUCAUCCCAACCUCAAACUUUGCAGUAUGACCCAAGAAAUUGGGUUUGUGGAGACAAUAAAAGGGAAAUUAGACUAUGCAAAGUACCCAAUCGGAACAAUGCUCUUCCUACUUCCCUGGCACUCUUGUGCAACAGCAGCUAUGUACCCCGUCUACAAUGUCGUUCAAGACGGCAGGGUGAUUGCAGAAUGGAAGCCCACGAGAGGGUGGUAAAACCAAGAGAUGAACCACGAAAAUUUUGACUAAAUUGUUCUCUGAUGUUAUGUCAAACUGGAGUAAAGGUUAUUUGGGAAAUGGGAGA
Molecule: messenger RNA, 1401 nt
Organism: Macrobrachium nipponense
Lineage: Eukaryota; Metazoa; Arthropoda; Malacostraca; Decapoda; Palaemonidae
Product: D-serine dehydratase-like
Exons: 10
Coding region: 183-1313 (376 amino acids)
Biological process (GO): D-serine catabolic process
Molecular function (GO): D-serine ammonia-lyase activity
Source: RefSeq, a predicted model, not a curated record